Messenger RNA from Myripristis murdjan (pinecone soldierfish), 785 nucleotides. RefSeq names its product crystallin, beta A4 (gene cryba4). Gene Ontology annotation, biological process: visual perception; lens development in camera-type eye. NCBI's taxonomy places the organism in Eukaryota, Metazoa, Chordata, Actinopteri, Holocentriformes, Holocentridae. Bases 124 to 714 code for a protein of 196 amino acids. Gene Ontology annotation, molecular function: structural constituent of eye lens. The record is from RefSeq and is a predicted model, not a curated record. The transcript has 6 exons.
CCCUGCUGCUGAGCCGGGGCUUUCAGUAUGGCCCCUUGCCAGGGGAGGCUUUAAAAGGGUGGGGGCGCGUGGCUCCUCUCACUCUCACGGCAGGACAACCCAAGGGCAUCAAAGCAAGACAAGAUGACUCACCAUUGCACCAAGUUCUCCGGCCACUGGAAGAUCAUUGUCUUUGAUGAGGAGUGCUUCCAGGGCCGUCGCCAUGAGUUCACCUCUGAGUGUUGCAAUGUUAUGGAGUUUGGCUUCGAGACUGUGCGCUCCCUGAGGGUGGAGAGCGGAGCCUGGGUGGGCUAUGAGCACGCCUCUUACCAGGGACAGCAGUUUGUCCUGGAGAGGGGAGAGUACCCCCAGUGUGAUGCCUUCGGAGGUAGCAAUGCCUAUCACAUUGAGAGAAUGACCUCCUUCAGACCUAUUGCCUGUGCUAACCACAGAGAGUGUCGUAUGACUAUCUAUGAGCGUGAAAACUUCCUGGGCCGUAAGGGUGAGCUUAGCGACGAUUAUCCCUCCCUCCAGGCCAUGGGCUGGUGCAACAAUGAAGUUGGCUCUCUCAGGGUCCAGUCUGGAGCAUUUGUGUGCUACCAGUACCCUGGUUAUCGUGGAUACCAGUAUAUCAUGGAGUGUGAUCGUCACUGUGGAGAGUAUAAACACUUCAGGGAGUUUGGCUCCCACUCCCAGACCCCUCAGAUCCAGUCCAUCCGCCGUAUUCAGCAGUAACAACUUACUCCAAACUCUUCCUCCCAUGGACCCUUCACCACUGAUUCCCAGUGCUGAAUAAACUGUCUUUC